Molecule: messenger RNA, 432 nt
Organism: Dicrocoelium dendriticum
Lineage: Eukaryota; Metazoa; Platyhelminthes; Trematoda; Plagiorchiida; Dicrocoeliidae
Source: the annotation of a GenBank genome assembly
AUGCGUCGUCUUUCUGCGAUCGAUAACGGUUGCUUAAGGAGGAUCGCGCGUGUUUGGCGGCAACAUCGAGUUAAUGGUAAUGACGUUCGAGGUCGCAUCUUGGGGAAUGCGAGUAUUCCCUUCAACAAACUGGUUUUGUUGCGCCAAUUGAGAUGGCUCGGUCACGUCCAACGCAUGGCACCUGAGCGUCUACCGUGUCGCGCUCUAUUCGCUCGUCAAGGACCUGGCUGGAGGCGACCGCGUAGUGGUCAGCCUUCCACUUGCCGGCAGCACAUGAAAUCGCUGACGUCGUGUCUAUCCGCUGUAGGAUCCGUACGUCUUCCAGGAUGGGGACCCAAAGAUGAGGAGUGCCAACGGCUUUGCACUCUUGAAGAUAUGGCCCGCAACCGAAAUCAGUGGAAGAAUUUUGUACAUUAUUGUAUUGAUUCACUU